ACACGGUCAAUUUAAUUAUUACGGUCUUCCCGAGUAUGAUCGAUCAUACAUUUCUCCGUAAUUGAGAAGCAUCAAACUGGAGAAAACAACACGUAAAACUUCUCAGCUGCUAAGUGUUAACCAGAAUAUCAGAGGAGAGAGAAACUGAGAAAGUGAAGAUGAAGAAAGACAAAGGAGUUGCAUUUCCUGCGCCGAGUUCCAAUGGCAGUCAAGAACCAGAUGAUAAUAACAAUGAUUUUCCCGACGAUGCCAAUCCUCGCCCUUUUCGAUUCGCCGCUCGUAACGCUUCUUCCAAAUACGACUUCGUCAAGGUUAAAGUUUGGCUUGGUGAUAAUGCUGAUCAUUACUAUGUUUUAUCGAGAUUUUUGCUUAGCAGAAUGUUGACUGUUACCAAGAUUCCUAAUCACGUGGCGAUCAAGAUUGCUCUGGAACUUAAAAAGCUGCUUAUCGACAACAGCCUGCUUGAUGUCUCUCAGAAUGACCUGGAGGCCAAUCUAUUUAAGCUUAUGGAACGUAGGGGCUAUGGUGAAGAGUACAUCAAUCGUUAUAAGAUGAUGACCAGGUUUCACCAUCAGCGGGUGCCACUGGUCAUUCUUGUCUGUGGAACUGCUUGUACUGGGAAGUCCACCAUUGCUACACAACUUGCACAAAGAUUAAAUUUACCAAAUGUUUUACAGACUGACAUGGUCUACGAAUUGCUUCGCACAUCAACAGAGGCUCCGUUGACAUCUACUCCUGUAUGGGCAAGGGAAAUUGAUUCUUCUGACGAGUUCAUUACAGAAUUUUGCAGAGAAUGUAGGAUUGUUCGUAAAGGUUUGGCUGGAGAUCUCAAGAAAGCAAUGAAAGAUGGAAAACCUAUUAUAAUUGAGGGAGUACAUUUAGAUCCUAGUAUUUACUUAAUGGAUGAUGAUAAUAAAUUGUCCAUGAAAACACAACCAAAAGUUGAAGAGACAAAGGUUGCAUCUGAUCCAUCAGCUGAUAAUCCUGCCUGCCAAUUACAAAACCAACCUGCUGAUAAUGGCGAUAUUGAUUCUGGAAGUAGAAGCCUCUGUGCUGAGAAUACAAGUUCUGAGGAACCAGUAUCCUCUGACCAGAUGCAUGAAGCUCUAAGCUCUCUUGCUUCUGUUAAUAUUGAAGAUAGAGCCUCUGUUGAUAAAGUUGAGACUCUCAAAGAAUCGAAGAUUGAUGAAAACCCUCAAACAAAGAAAGAGAGAUCUGGGGCUGAACCAAUUAUUGUACCUAUUGUUCUUAAAAUGGCUGAAUUUGACCAUGAGGCAUUACUCGAGGAAUGGAUCCCAACUCGUACAUUCAGUGAUAACAGUGUUGUGAAGGAUAAAGAUAAGCUAAUGAAGAAUUUAAAGAUUAUUCAAGACUACCUUUGCUCAUUUGAGUCUCAGGGUCUAACUGUAGUGAAUAUAUCUGCGACAACUUUCCCCCAAACCUUGGAUUGGCUGCACAGCUAUCUUCUUCAGUGCAUUGAACAAGGUACGUCUUCUGUGUCCACCCCCAAACAACAAGCCAAGAGCUAGAAUGGAUGCACGUGUCUAUAGUGUUACCCGGUGAUGCUAUUAUGGUCUUGAUGCCAUUACUGACCAAGCAAACAGAUUGAAAUUGAGUCAUCAAGGAUGAUUUGAACAUCAGACAGGGGCGGUUGUAUACUUUCUUGUAUUAAUUAUCCAUAAUAAGAUGAUUAAGAUCCUGAAGGAAAUAAGGGUUUUUGUCCAAAUAAUCCCUGUUAAAGGGUCUCUUAGAUGUAUCAAAGCGAGUGAUAAGAUACAGAUAUUAUGUAUUGUAGAAUUUCCUCAAUAAGAUGCUAAUUUAUUUUGUAAUAUGUAAGCUCUAGCUGUUAUGUUCAGAAGAUAUUUUAUGUUGUAAAAUGUAACUCUCUCAAACUUAUAUGAUCAGGAGAUGUUAAUCUUAUGCCGAC
Messenger RNA from Chenopodium quinoa (quinoa), 1927 nucleotides. RefSeq lists its product as uncharacterized. NCBI's taxonomy places the organism in Eukaryota, Viridiplantae, Streptophyta, Magnoliopsida, Caryophyllales, Amaranthaceae. The transcript is spliced from 16 exons. The record is from RefSeq and is a predicted model, not a curated record. Bases 159 to 1529 code for a protein of 456 amino acids.